GAAGUAUGCAGAAUUCCCAAAGAUGGCGGAACAAGGUCCGAUGGCGAUAGCUAUGCGGCUAAGAAAUCAGCUGCAGAACGUCUACAAGCUCGACCCUCUAAGGAACGAGGAAGAAGUUAAAAUAAAGAUAAAGGACCUAAAUGAACACAUCGUGUGCUACCUCUGUGCAGGAUACUUUAUCGACGCAACCACCAUCACAGAAUGUCUCCAUACGUUCUGCAAGAGUUGCAUAGUGAAGUAUCUCCAGACCAGCAAGUAUUGUCCAAUGUGUAACAUCAAAAUCCACGAAACGCAGCCCCUGCUGAAUCUGAAGUUGGACAGAGUCAUGCAGGACAUCGUCUAUAAAUUGGUUCCAGGUCUACAAGAGAGUGAAGACAAACGAAUAAAAGAGUUCUAUCAGUCACGAGGUCUCGAACGCAUCAUACAGCCGUCUGGAGAAGAUUCAGUUCCAGAUAAUACAGGAUUACCGUACACAAGCUUUGACCACUCAAAAGCCCACUUCUACAGAUAUGAUGAGCAGGUCUCUUUAUGUCUGGAAAGACAAAGUUCGUCAUUUUCUGGGAAAGACAAAAAUAAAUUAACUCUACAGAAAUUUGUACGUUGUUCAGUCAGGGCAGAAGUACGGCAUUUGAGGAAAGUGUUAUGUCAUCGACUCAACGUGGAAAAGCAUCAGGUCCAGAUGUUAUUCAAUAACGAAUCUCUUCCAGAUCACAUGACCAUGAAGCGUCUCUGGCUCUCUCACUGGUUUGGAAAGGCACAACCGCUGGUACUCCAUUACACUAUAAAAGACAAACGGACGAGAUAGGAGUGAAAAUAUCAACUGGUGUACAUAUUUUGUAUUUCACAUAUUCUAUUUUAAUAGAUUUCUUGUGCAUAUAAACUUAUUUUUUGGUUUUGUAUUUUUGAAAAUAAAUUUUAAGUGGUUUAAAAAAAA
Molecule: messenger RNA, 934 nt
Organism: Danio aesculapii
Lineage: Eukaryota; Metazoa; Chordata; Actinopteri; Cypriniformes; Danionidae
Gene: pcgf1
Product: polycomb group ring finger 1
Exons: 9
Coding region: 23-805 (260 amino acids)
Biological process (GO): negative regulation of transcription by RNA polymerase II
Cellular component (GO): PRC1 complex
Molecular function (GO): promoter-specific chromatin binding
Source: RefSeq, a predicted model, not a curated record